AGAGAGAGAGAGAGAGAGAGAGAGAGAGAGAGAGAUGAGAGAAAGAAAGUGUAGAGGAGGAAAAGGGAGAGAAGCCAGAGAGCGGGGAGGAGAAAUGGAGCGAGGGAGGGCAGAGAGAAAGAGAGAAGCACAGAGCGAGGGAGGGAAGCAGCCAGGAGUCUCUCUCUCUCUUCCUCUCUCUCAUGCACACACACGCACACACACUCCCAUACACAUUCGCACCAGCUGUGCUGUUGUCAGUCUUGGAAUGUAAGCACUGCCGUGAGGAGUCAGAUUCUCCGCCGCUAAGCACUGCUAAGGAGUAGGAACAGAGCCGCCGCGCACUCACUGACACAGAUGGAUGCUAAGCCGUGAAAACCAAAAGGGAUCUAAAGGACAUCAAAGAGAGGAAUACAAUGUCUGUUCUGAUGACACAUCCUAUCAGAAGCCUAUUACCAUAAUUCACAAGUCAUCCCGGACGUUCCCCAGCUGAUUGGAUACCAUGAUAACCAAUCAGGUUCUGCUCCUCCUGAUGCUCUCCAUCCUGUGGCCCAGCGCUGCCCUGCCUUUCACGCCUGGGAAUAUUGGGAAUCUGUUUGGGAUGCCGGAGAGUGAUGGGAGGGUGCUGCAGCGCUCCAAACGUGGAUGGAUGUGGAAUCAAUUCUUUCUGCUGGAGGAGUACACAGGAAAUGACCAUCAAUAUGUCGGCAAGUUGCACUCAAGCAUGGACAAAAAUGGAGGCAACGCCAGAUACGUUCUGACCGGAGACGGGGCAGGCACCCUUUUCCUAAUCGAUGAGAAGUCUGGGGACAUUCACGCCACCAAGAGGCUGGACAGGGAGGAGAAAGCAAUGUACACUCUUUUUGCCAAAGUUUUGGAUAAGGACACCAAUGCCGAGCUGGAGCCUGAUACUGAAUUCAACAUUAAAAUCCACGAUAUCAACGACAAUGAACCAAAGUUUUCAAAGGAAAUCUACUUCGCCAGUGUCCCUGAAAUGUCUGAAGUUGGUACAUCUGUUGCUACUAUAACUGCCACUGAUGCGGAUGAUCAAACGUAUGGGAACAGUGCCAAGCUUGUAUACAGCAUCCUGCAGGGACAGCCGUAUUUCUCUGUGGAUUCUGAAAACGGCACGAUCAAGACAGCUCUGCCAGGCAUGGACAGAGAAGUGAAGGAGAACUACCAGGUCGUGAUCCAGGCUAAAGACAUGGCCGGACAGAUGGGUGGACUCUCAGGAACCACGACGGUCAGCAUCACGCUCUCGGAUGUCAACGACAGUCCACCUCGCUUCGCUAACCAUUCCUUCCGUGUGACCGCGGUGGAGUCCAUAGAUAUCGGAGGAGCCAUCGGUCGCAUUAAGGCCGAUGAUCCAGACAUUGGCCGUAAUGCUGAGAUGGAGUACAGCAUCGUCGGUGGUCAUGAUAUAUUCAACAUCAUCACGGACCAAACCACACAGGAAGGAGUCAUCAUAAUCAAAAAGGCACUGGAUUACGAAAGUAAGAGGGACUAUGAGUUCAGAGUGGAGGUGAGAAACACAUACUUAGACGCAAGGUUCAUCCACGGCUUGCAAUUCAAAGACUACGCCACGGUCAAAGUAACAGUGGAGGAUGUGGAUGAGCCUCCCGUUUUCACCAGGAACCCUUACAUCAUCGAAGUGCACGAGGACACGGCUGCUGGCAGCUUCGUCGGUGUGGUGUCGGCCAGAGACCCGGACGCUGACAGCAAACCAGUCAAAUACUCCAUUGAUCGGCACACAGAUCUCGAGAGGCUGUUCAACGUUGAUUCUGUAAAUGGCACCAUCACAACACUGAAAGCUCUGGACAGAGAGAUGUCCAAAUGGCACAACAUCUCCGUGGUUGCCACUGAAAUCAAUAACCCCCGACAGACCACUCGAGUGCCUGUUUUCAUCAAGGUGUUGGACGUCAAUGACAACGCUCCUGAGUUUGCGAUGUCCUAUGACACAUUUGUCUGUGAGAACGUCAAAGCAGGACAGCUGAUUCAGACAAUAAGUGCUGUUGACACAGAUGAACCCCUCGUUGGACACAAGUUUGUCUUUAGUAUAAGUGCCACCAACCCGAACUUCACCAUUGUUGACAGGGAAGAUAACACCGCCAAUAUCCUGACGCGGAGGGGAGGUUUCAGCCGGCGUGAGAUGAGCAUGUACUUCCUGCCUGUAGUGAUCUCGGACAAUGACUACCCCAUCCAGAGCAGCACCAGCACGCUGAUCAUCCGCGUGUGUGCUUGUGACAGCCGUGGAAACAUGCAGUCCUGCAACCCCGAGGUCCUGCCCUUCUCAGAUGGUCUCACAACCGGAGCGCUGGUGGCCAUACUGCUCUGUGUCGUUAUCCUCCUCAUGAUCGUGGUGCUGUUUGCUGCCCUGAGGAGACAGAGGAAGAAGGAGCCUCUGAUCAUCUCCAAAGAGGAUGUCAGAGACAACGUUGUCAGCUACAACGAUGAAGGGGGUGGAGAAGAGGACACUCAGGCCUUUGAUAUCGGCACGCUGCGCAACCCGGAGGUGAUGGAUGCUAACAAGCUACGCAGGGACAUCAUACCCGAAAUGCUGUUUCCCUUUCGGAGGACGUCACCUAUAAAGGAUAACACGGACGUCAGAGAUUUCAUUAAUGGGAGGCUUCAGGAGAAUGAUUCAGACCCCACAGCGCCCCCCUAUGACUCCCUGGCCACGUAUGCUUAUGAGGGCAGCGGGUCUCUGGCAGAAUCCCUCAGCUCUCUGGAGUCUGCUGCCACUGAGGGGGACCAUGACUACGAUUACCUCAGCAACUGGGGGCCGCAGUUCAAGAAGUUGGCGGAGAUGUACAUAGGAAAAAGCCCAGACAGAGAGACCUAGGCGGCGCCAUGAGUCUCUUUUUUCAAAACCCAUUUUUUUCUGUCUGUUUAUUUCUAGCUAGCUAGCCAGACAGAGAUGUGUCUAGUUAGUUAGCUAGCCAGCUAGUUGACUGUCUGUCUACCUAUCUAUCAAGCUAUCUAUCUGUUUAUCUGUCUAGUUUGCUAGCUAGCUUGCUAGUUAACUAGUAGUCUAUUUGAUUCACAAACAAAAAUCCCUGCAAUCCAGCCGUGGACGCCGAAGUAAACAGAAAUUAAGACUUGAACUGAAUUUUCUCAUUAAUGGAGACGCAGUAUAAAUCUUAAAGUUUUGCCGUUUUUGGUCAUAAUCAGUAAAGAUGCCUUUGAAUUUUAGGAUUUUUGUGAACAAUGGUGUGGACAAUGUGUUUUGUAAUGAGCGAUAGUAGUAUUGUAUACUAUCAAUGUUUAAUGGCACUGGAGCGGGGGUGUGGGCGGGGGUGUCGGGAUGGAGUCGGGUGGCUUUUGCAGCCACCUCCAUUAAUAACUGUAAAUGUACAAAGUGUUUUUAACGAUGGACAUCAUAUAUUCUAUUUGCUAUCUCUGUUCGACAAGCAAUGUUCAUGUGAGUGGUUGGUGCAGUUUAUUUGUCAAACUGUGAAUUCAUUUCAUCAUAUAGGUGUAAAAUGUACUGGAAAGUGUAUGUUGUAGGCAAAAACUGUCAUACACUGAUUUCACGCUGUUUGAAUGCUGAGUCAUAUUGUUUUAUAUUUAUAUUUUUAUACUUAUUUUCUUAAUAAAAUGCUGU
This is a messenger RNA of Notolabrus celidotus (New Zealand spotty), 3583 nucleotides long. It is a transcript of the gene cdh10a, whose product is annotated as cadherin 10, type 2a (T2-cadherin). Gene Ontology annotation, cellular component: plasma membrane; catenin complex; adherens junction. The transcript has 12 exons. Bases 482 to 2821 code for a protein of 779 amino acids. Gene Ontology annotation, molecular function: calcium ion binding; cadherin binding. Gene Ontology annotation, biological process: homophilic cell-cell adhesion; multicellular organism development; calcium-dependent cell-cell adhesion. The record is from RefSeq and is a predicted model, not a curated record. NCBI's taxonomy places the organism in Eukaryota, Metazoa, Chordata, Actinopteri, Labriformes, Labridae.